This is a messenger RNA of Letharia columbiana, 1077 nucleotides long. RefSeq lists its product as uncharacterized. NCBI's taxonomy places the organism in Eukaryota, Fungi, Ascomycota, Lecanoromycetes, Lecanorales, Parmeliaceae. The transcript has 2 exons. The coding region runs from base 1 to 1077 and encodes 358 amino acids. The record is from RefSeq and is a predicted model, not a curated record.
AUGAGGAUGAAAAGGGAAGGCUUCCGACCAGUUGACGCAAUUCCCCUUUUGGUGAACCGCGAACGUCUCGGCAUCUCCUUUCUCGACCUCCCAACAGAGAUCCGUCUGAUGAUUUAUCGCUGCUGCCUCAUGGCACCCUUAAAGAUCAUAAAGCCCCCCUCCGAACUACAGCAUUACAACAAAGGCUGGGCGAUGCCAACUCUGGACAAGAGCGACAGAGAGAUCGACGCGACUGUCCAGAGACACAGAGCGAAUCAUCAGUCGUAUGUCUCACUUCACCAGUCGUACACUGGUCUUCGGGAUGCGGAUACCGGGGACCCCACGCUUGAAUUGUCUUUGCUGCGAUUGAGCAAGACAAUUCAUGAUGAGGCGGCGAGCGUACUUUAUGGGGAAAAUGAGUUUCAAUUUGUCCUUGCCAUUACCAGAAGGCACCCUCACGUGAGAGCUCCAAAAUUUUAUCAGCCACCGUUUCAUGAUUUUCGGGAUAAUUUGACGGUCGUGUCGGAAGGGUACGCGAAAAUGAUUAAGAAGUGUACCAUUGAGGUUCGGCUGCCUACCUUUCCAUGGACAGGGGCGAAACCAGUGUAUUUGGAGUACUACGCAAGGUUAGCGGCUUUCGCAACCGGCUUUGGAGGCGAUGAUCAUUCGUUGCAGAAUGUAGCGAUCCUUUUCAAUAGAUGCUUUAGAAAAGGACAUUAUUUCCCUUUGUCUUGUCUGCGAACAAGUCAGAAUGUGCUGGAAACACUGGCUGCGAUCCAUGGCGUUAGGCAUUCGGUGACCGUUGGAGGCGUGAUGCCUGCUUUCGAAGCGAAGCUGUCGUUGGCUAUGAUGAGUAGAGCGAUUGCUUACGUACCGAAAGAAGAGAAAUACGGGCAGCGGAUGGUGAUGUACAAGGGCAAGAGACGGCUGCAGAGAUACAAGCUCGGAAGGUAUUAUGAUUCGAACAACGUGUGGAGUCGAAGUGUACUUGGUCCAUAUCAACCACACUCUAAAGAGGCUUCGCCGGCGUAUGGAUGCUGUGAGGUGUGUGAUGAGAGGCCGCCUCUCACAUUUCCGCAUCUUUGGAGGCGGCCAUGA